Molecule: messenger RNA, 3779 nt
Organism: Silurus meridionalis
Lineage: Eukaryota; Metazoa; Chordata; Actinopteri; Siluriformes; Siluridae
Product: cell wall protein DAN4
Exons: 5
Coding region: 347-1219 (290 amino acids)
Source: RefSeq, a predicted model, not a curated record
UCGGUCAGUGUGGCGUGUGUCACGGGUGUGUGUGUGUGGUGUGUGUGAGCCCGCUGUAGUACAGCCCAGUACGAGCUUCUCACAUGAACACAUACUGUAGCUGUUUGUUUCCAGAGUAUCAAAUCAGAGUGUGUUGCUCUCUCUUUUUUUUUUUUUUAACCUUCAAGAAGGAUCUGAGUUCACUGAUCGCAAAUAAAACGAUUACGGAGGAGCUGCAGGAAGUUUACUGAAUUAACAGGAGCAGAGAAUUGAUCAUCAUCAUCAUCAUCAUCAUCAUCAUCAUCAUCAAUAUCAUCAAUAUCAUCAAUAUCCCAAACUACUGCUCAGCUUACCUUUCUUGACCAAUAUGAAGGAAACUAUUGCUCUUUGUAUGCUUUUGCUCUUCUGUUUCUCUUCUUUCAUAGAAGGUGAAGAUGAUCUCAACUCACCCGCACGUCUACUGAACUUCACCACGCCGUCCACCUCCUCAUCUCCGCAGAGGUCUUCGACUGCAAAGCCAGAAUCCUUUUCAAGUCCUACGCUCAACGCUUCCUCCAAGGGAGAUCUUUCUGUUAACACCACCCGCAGCCAGAGCUUCAAUGAUACAACGGACAGCACAGUCGCUCCAGGUUUUCCUGCAGGAGCUGAUGAACCUAGGUUGAAUACUCUUGCACCCAUUAACAGUACUACUGUUCUGGGAAACCUAACAGACGCCCAAGAUGAUCUUUCAGUUGGAAAUAACCAGACCUCAACAAUAUCCUCCACCUCCUUCACCACCACCAACACCACCAACACACCACUUCCUGGGCCUAUAACAACUACAUCAGCUCCCACACUCUCUCAGAGCCUUUCUUCCACCACUGGUCCUCAGAUUACCACAAGCCCAUCAGCAACAACCACUCAAAGCAGGGGCAACUCCACAACUGUUACCACCAAAGACACUGCAUCUGCUCCAACCACCAGGACCAUCAGCACAACUACCACCACCACCACUGCCCAGGCUAAGAGUGUAGACUCAUCCGAGCUAAACGUUGGAGACGACACUGAAUACUCUGUUACAUCAAUGGAUCCACUCUUAGUCGGUCUGGUGUCUGUGUUUGUCGUCACCGCUGCCGUUGUGUCCCUUUUAAUUUUCCUCAAAUUCAGACGCAGAAACGAACGCCCGGAAUUCCGUCGACUCCAGGAUCUACCCAUGGAUGAUAUGAUGGAGGACACGCCUCUCUCUAUGUACAGCUACUGAGUGGUCACAAGAAAUCUUUUGGCAAAGCCUUGAACAACACCCAGGCCUCCUCUUAGCUCAUCUCGAAUCCCUUUUUAUUUAUAACCUUUCAUUGUUUGUACAGUUCCGAUUUAGCAGUUGGAACUGAACAAAGUCCGGAUCGAGCAAGCUUUGAUUUUAGGGGUCUUUUGUUUUUUUUUUUUCAUUUGGAGGAAGAACAUCACAAAGUCCUGCGCUAUACAGAAGCGAGUCUGUUGUUUCCCUCAAAAACAGGGGGCUGCUGACUCUAUCGGGGGGCCUAAUUCCAUUUUUAAACAGGCAAAUGGACGCUUAAUAUUAAUAUCUGAUAUUUCUUUUAAACAGAAACCCGAGGCUUGGUGGUUAAAUGACAGGCUUAGUUUUGUCUGGAUCAUUUUAAAUCCCUCAUAGUGAGGGUGCAUGAGGAGGAUAUGAUCUUUAAACACGUCCUCCAGUCCAAAUCCAUCUCGGUGCAAAACUCGUUACAUAAAAUGACACGAUAUUCAGCUUGCUUAUAAAAAUUGGAGACCAAAGGAGUAAUGUGCCUUUUACUUCACAAUUUUUAAGCUCCUGGUCCGCUGUAUUUGUUUGUGUGUGUGUGUGUGUGUGUGUGUGUGUGUGUAUGACUGGCAUUUUGUGUUUGAUUUAAUCACUUUUAAUGCCACAGAAUAAUAGCGGAGGGAUUUACGCCUCUAAGACGCUACUGGGACUCUAAACAAGUGCACACGGAUUGUUAUGCCUGUAUGCAAAUGACUCAUAGACAGUGCUACGUGUAAAACACAUACACCUUUUUCCCUCCGAUCCUUUAAAAAUCCAAAUUUAAUUAGUCAUUUCUCAGUCAUUUAAUAAUAAACAUUUCCUCAUUCACUGAUUGAUGUGUUUCAGAUUUGAAAACUAUUAUAUGAUAGAAUUGAAAGAAACGAGCUUAAAUAUAGGGGUUUUGACUGACUAGCAUUGUAUAGUGUGUGUGUGUGUGUGUGUGUGUGUGUGUGUGUGUGUGUGUGUGUGUGUGUGUGUUAUGCUGUAUACAUGACUUGUGUUAGGAGACACAAUGCAGUGUUUGGUCUGCUCUUGAAGAAAUGAAAGCAGUCCAGUAGACCAAUCAUUUAUGUAUCAUAAAUCAGACACGGUAUCAGUGCCAGGAUGCUGUUUUUCCCUUCGAUUCAAAGUAUACAACAAACGUACCCACUUUAAUUUAGAAUUUAUAGUCGAAUUGAAAUUCAGGUUUCAUUCUUUAGGAUUUCUCUAUAAAUAGCCAGAAAGAGGCCUUAAACAGAGCCCUGAGCUCUGAAACAGUCGAUACAGCAGAAGAUCUGCAAGGUCACAAAAUGCUAUUUUAAUUGAGAGGUUCGUUUCGAGCUUUGGGAAACGCUGACCAGAAAGGAGUUUUGAUGUUCGGAUGAUUGGUGAGCUGCCUGGAUGAGCGUGUAGUCGUUCGCUUUGUAGUCUGUCAUCAGAGUCUACGGUGAUCGAUUGAAUCAAACCCACAAAUACUGGUGUCUGUUCUAAAAAAAAAAAAAAAAAAGAAAAUGUAUCUAGCAAACACUUUCUGCCAUUUUAGGGACUGUGUGUGGAGAGAGAUCACAUGGUGACAGCAAAUGUGUCGUUGUUGAAUUUUUUAUUUAUUUUUUUUAUUCAGGGUUCAGCUAAUAAUAGAUACUGCAGAUGCAUCAUGUGUGCCUGAUGUCGUCCUUUUUUCCGUGUAAAGUGAUCUAGGACUUAAGCUUUUAACUAAACCCGCCAAGACGCUCGUGUGUGUGAUCGCGGAUCUCACAGCAUCAACACGCUUUUAGUGUCUCGCUAUUCAGUAGGUUAUGUUUGCACUUUAUUAUGGGAGGUGCGAAAGGGGUGGUGUGUUGUAUACAGCUUUUUUUUUUUCAUUUUGUAAAAGUGAAAUCCAAUCUUUUUUUUUUUUCCCGCCAUGCUUGUAAUCUUGCUUGUAUUAGCUGGAUGUUCUGUAAACGUACACUCCUGAAAGGUGCUCAUUAUUUGCUUUGUAAAUAACAAAAAAAAAAGCUUGGCUCAAUCGUGUUCUCCUGCGCCGCAAGCGCCCAUAACGAAAUGUCCAUCAUUUCAUAUUCAGUGAUUGAUUACGGUGUGUGAAAUGCGCUCACGUGUCUGUGGAACGAGUGCGUGCUUGUAGCGAACGGAGCGAUCCUGUCUGUACAGAGCACUAUAGGAGCGGCAUUGAUCAUCGAGGCAACACAUGUUUUUCCCAAACAUUUCUGAGCUUAUUCCUGCCUUUCGAUCUGCUCUAUCAUCGUUUUCACCAUUGUACAGCAACCACAAGUAAAAGGGUUAAUUUGGUGCCUUCUGCACAAUGACUCACAGCAUGUGACUGCUUUUUUUUUUUUUUCUUUCACUUUUUAUUAGUAUGUGAUCCAGAAACAAAUUUGCCAUACGCAUUUGUUUUUCGACAUUUACUUCCUUCCAAAUUCUGCUCUCCACCUGAACAUCAUUGUCGAAUAAUGUGUUCAUGUUCAAUAUAGCAAUGUUGCUGAGUCUUCUGGCUGAAUUAUUAAAGUUUGUACACGUUUAUAACUGAGAAAAAAAAUUAAAUAAA